Messenger RNA from Saprolegnia parasitica CBS 223.65, 213 nucleotides. RefSeq lists its product as hypothetical. Gene Ontology annotation, molecular function: protein binding. NCBI's taxonomy places the organism in Eukaryota, Oomycota, Saprolegniomycetes, Saprolegniales, Saprolegniaceae. The record is from RefSeq and is a predicted model, not a curated record. The transcript has 2 exons. The annotation marks the transcript as partial.
CUCGGAUACGACCCCGUGAAGAAGUGCGCGGUGGUCAAGGAGAGCUUUGAUGGCACCGAGUCGAAGAAGUAUACGCAGAUCACGAGCGGCGUCGUGAUCCUCUCGGUCAACGGGCUCUCGCUCUGCGGCAUCACCCUCUCCAAGAUCAUGUCGCGGCUCCGCGAGGCGCAACGCCCGGCGGUGAUUCGCUUUGAGCGACCGCUUGCCUCCUAA